This is a messenger RNA of Epinephelus lanceolatus (giant grouper), 2037 nucleotides long. The record is from RefSeq and is a predicted model, not a curated record. Lineage: Eukaryota; Metazoa; Chordata; Actinopteri; Perciformes; Serranidae.
AUGGCGAGGCCCUUUCACUUGGUGAAACCUGUAUCAGCGACCCUUGUUUCUGGCAGAAACCUGUCCCAGCAGAAGGAACUGCCCAGUCAGCCUGUCCCCCCUCUGCAGCAGACCUGUGAGCUCUAUCUCAGCUAUAUGGAGCCCAUUCUGGAGGAGGAUGAGUUGAAGCAAACCAAAAAACUAGUGGAAGAGUUUCAGAAAGCAGGAGGAGUCGGAGAAAGACUCCAGAGAGGCCUGGAAAUGAAAGCAUGCAACACUGAGAACUGGGUGAGCCAAACAACUACACCAGUAGCUAUAGACACAUUUAUUGAGACAAUGGGGUCUGCUGCAAAAUUGAUAGCAGCUGGAAUGGAAUUAAAGACAAUGAUUGACAAUGACGCACUACCAGCUGAGUACAUAAAAGGGAAGCCACUGUGUAUGAAGCAGUUUCAGUAUCUGUUUUCAUCCUGCCGUAUCCCUGGUGCGACAGUGGACACCAUGGAGUUCUACACCCAGAAACACAUCACUGUAGUACACAACGGUCAGUUCUUUGUGAUGGAAGCAUACAACAGUGAUGGGAGUCCACUGACAGUUGAUCAGCUUUGUGUUCAGCUGGAGAGGAUCUGCAACUCCUCACUACAGACCAACAUGGAGCCUGUUGGAAUCCUCACCACCCAGCGUCGUGACAACUGGAACAAAACCUACAACAACCUCAUCAAAGAUGAGACCAACAAAGAGUCGGUGCUGGCUAUCCAAAGCAGCAUCUUUUCAGUGUGUCUGGAUGGAGCGAUGCCCUCAGAGUCUAAUGAGAAGUAUCGCAGUAGUUCUUUUCGUCAGAUGCUGCAUGGAGGAGGCAGCCAGCGGAACAGUGGAAACCGUUGGUUUGACAAGGGGCUUCAGUUAAUUAUUGGAGAAGAUGGGACAUGCGGUCUGAACUUCAUGUGUACAGUUGCUGAUGGUAUCGUCCACGCGUCCGUGUGUGAACAUUUUUCAGCAAUCGUGAAAAAGCCAGAGGUGAUACGGUCCCCCAUGGAGCCUUUACCCAUGCCCCAGAAAUUACACUUCAACCUCACACCUGAGAUCAAGAAGGACAUUGAGGAGGCUAAGCAGCAAAUGGACGCACUGGCUGACGAUCUGGAUCUGAGCUUUACGGGAUUUGACCACUUUGGGAAAACCUUCAUAAAGGCUCACAAGAUGCGUCCUAAUGCUUUCGUACAGUUGGCGCUGAAGCUGGCUUACUACAGGAUGUACCAGCAGAUCUGUCCAUCACUGGAAUAUGUCUCCCUGCGUGCGUUCAAACUAGGACGUAUAAGUUUGAUGAAUACAAACUCGCCUGCCUCAGCUGCCUUUGUCAAAGCCUUUGAUGACCCCAUUAUACAGAACCCAGAGAAGGUUGCUUUAUUGGAUAAAGCUUUAAAGACACAUGCAUGGUACACUGACAUGUGCCUGAGGUGCACUGACCGGGAUCAGAUACUCAAUGAGUCCCGAAGACAUCCAGUGCAGGUAGCUGGUCAUCAGAUAAAGUUUGCAUCGGACUACAGCGAGGCUACAUCCAGAAAGCACAAGCCCUGCUACCUGGUCCUGAACAGGGCGCGUAAGGCCGGUUUCCAGGCUUUUCUGCUGUACCCAGCAAGGAUCUCUCUAAAUUGGGCUGGCGAGCGCUACACGUUUGAAGAUGUUGCUAAAGCCUCUGCAUUUCUGGAUUCCGAGGCCGCAAAUGGAGCUGUUGGUGUGGAGAAAACCUGGUGCCUGAGGUGCACUGACCGGGAUCAGAUACUCAAUGAGUCCCGAAGACAUCCAGUGCAGGUAGCUGGUCAUCAGAUAAAGUUUGCAUCGGACUACAGCGAGGCUACAUCCAGAAAGCACAAGCCCUGCUACCUGGUCCUGAACAGGGCGCGUAAGGCCGGUUUCCAGGCUUUUCUGCUGUACCCAGCAAGGAUCUCUCUAAAUUGGGCUGGCGAGCGCUACACGUUUGAAGAUGUUGCUAAAGCCUCUGCAUUUCUGGAUUCCGAGGCCGCAAAUGGAGCUGUUGGUGUGGAGAAAACCUGGGUAAAGUGA